CCCAGUAUUAACAGCUAUCAUUUUCGUUCUCAGUUCAUAACACUCGUGAACAUGGUGAAUACAAAUAUUCAGUUGAAGCUCAGUUCAGUUGUGGUUGUUCUGGAUGACUACAUGCUUCAACAUAACAGGCCUACAAAAAGAAUUAAUGAACAGGAGAAAACAGUUGUAGUUUACUCAUAGGAGACUUUGAAAUAUUUCAAGGAUAGCACCUUUAAAACCCAUGAUAACGAAACGAAUGAAAUGACAGCAAUUCUGGUAACAAUUGAAAGUGACGAGUUCUUUUCCGCUAAAUGCAAAUGUCUUAGUGAAUUCGAAACAAACUCAAUCUUCUACAAAUUCAUUUAUCUACAUGUAUGAAUGAAGUUCUACGAUUUUUAAAGGGAUCUUACUCGGGAUGUGAAUUUGUCAAUUCGAAAUAAGCACUAUCUCCUCCAAAUGGGACUGAACCCCUACGAUUCUUGAGGAGAUCUUUCUCGGAAUGGAUCGCCACUUAUAAGGGGAAACAGCAAUCGAAUCUACUUUCUACUAUUUUGACAUCUGCAACGGUGAAGCCCGCCCAAAAUUGUUUUAAUAUACCGCGCCUGACUUUACAAGAUUUUAACCAAGAACAUUAUUUUUUAAAAUAUAGAGGCCAACAGGGGAGUGUUUCAUCAACAUUCGUCCGACAACUUCCUAUAAAUAUGAUUGGCUGAUCAGGAUUGUUACUAUGGUAACUGCUGGAUAAACCAAGCUUGUCGGACAAUUGGUCCGACAAAUCCUGAAACCCUCCCCCAGAUCGUCCAGUUGGGGGAAUUUUAAGACAAAACUUUGCUUUCCUGAUCAGAGAUUAUGAUGAUCGGAGAGAUAUGGCACUUACGACCCAGUCCUGUUUAAGCUGUACCUUGAAUGUUUCUGAUGACUCGUGUACGCCAUCUCUUUUAACAUCUUCUUUCUUUGUCUUAUGUGGCAUCGUAACAACAAUAUCUAACAUCAUAAACCUUCUUGCUCUCAAGUUCACAAAGCAAUGCUUCAGCGAGAAUACGCGGAUCAGUUUCCAAGUCGUAGCGAUCGUUGACUUCUCUGUCGGUUUAUUUUGUUGUACUUUCCAUUCAAUCAGGUUUUCAGGGAUACCUAUUACCACGCUGCGUUCUUUCGAUAUCAUCGGAGUGUCUGUCUGCUCCACGCUCUUCAAUCAAUCGGUCAUGAUCCUUUCCUGUAUUAGUAUCGAUCGAUAUAUCGCCGUCACAAGACCAUUGCGAUACAAUGCGAUAAUGACACACGGUCGGAUGAAGUUACUUCUAGUAUCCGGAAUCCUCAUAGGAACGAUAACUUCCUCUUCAAGUUUGCUCCACAAGGCACUGACUGGAAUCGAUGACGUCAUUUUUGCGUCGGCAGACAUAGCAUCGAAUCCGAUCCACAUCGUAUAUUUCAUACCGAUUGUUACGUCAGCAAUUGUGACGGCAUUUUGCAAUAUUGCGAUGAUGCGCGUCGCCAGAAGACACCGGCGGCUGAUAGCGACUCAAGUCAUUCGGAAGCACCCCCAUCAAGAACCAAAUCAAUCAAUGAGCGAUGAAACAGUUUCGUAUAGAAACAAAGACGUCAGGACAGUUCUUGCCGUGACGGGUGCAUUUUAUAUCACGUGGGGUGCUGCGGUCUCUUCAAGCAUCGUAAGCGCCUUGACUGGAAUUCGAAUCCCUUGUAUCGCUAGAAACCUUAUUCUCGUACUGACCAUCAGUAACAGUUUCUGGAACGUGUUGAUAUACCUCCUGAUGAAACCGUUAUUCCGUCGUACCGUUUCAGAAAUGCUCCGCAGAUGGAGGCGUUGAUAUCAUUACAUCACAUUUAUAAUAUACCGAUUUACAUCAAGUUGACCGAGAGUUGGCCAACCAUUUAUCAGAUGAAAGACAUAAUACAUGUACUUCAAUAACGAAAAAAGGGGGAUGGGACAAUUUAAAGGUGAAAGUUUUAGAAAAUCAAAUUCAACAACUUUCCUUAAUUUCAGACUUCAAAAUAUGAGCAAUUUAUGACGAUUACUGAUC
Lytechinus variegatus (green sea urchin) is the source of this 2018-nucleotide messenger RNA. RefSeq names its product probable G-protein coupled receptor 21. The record is from RefSeq and is a predicted model, not a curated record. The transcript has a single exon. Gene Ontology annotation, cellular component: membrane. Lineage: Eukaryota; Metazoa; Echinodermata; Echinoidea; Temnopleuroida; Toxopneustidae. Gene Ontology annotation, molecular function: G protein-coupled receptor activity. Gene Ontology annotation, biological process: G protein-coupled receptor signaling pathway. Bases 846 to 1805 code for a protein of 319 amino acids.